AUGUUCGAGAACACCAACCGAUCUCACUCCUUUGCCAGCAACCACAAUGAUACCCACACGGGCGCUUUGCUCCCGGUCAGUAUGGAAAGGACCCAAUAUCGUACCGUAAGUCAAGGACGAAAACUUUACCUGCCAUCAAUCCAUCGAUCCCUCGCUGAGCCCUGCAGCCUCCCUAUCGUAAUGCCGCAACCCGGUCAAAAAAGAGCUCCGAUCAAAACCCAGGCCCGCUCGGCGACUAUACUGCCCAGUUUUGUCAACUUGAAGUUCCAGGUUCACAACGGCAAAAACUACGAUGAUAUCACAAUAACCGAGGAGAUGGUGGGACGCAAGUUGGGAGAAUUCGCUCCUACGAGGAAGCAAUUUGUGUACAAGUUGACAAAGAACAAAUAG
Molecule: messenger RNA, 390 nt
Organism: Periconia digitata
Lineage: Eukaryota; Fungi; Ascomycota; Dothideomycetes; Pleosporales; Periconiaceae
Source: the annotation of a GenBank genome assembly